This is a messenger RNA of Theobroma cacao (cacao), 1778 nucleotides long. Lineage: Eukaryota; Viridiplantae; Streptophyta; Magnoliopsida; Malvales; Malvaceae. The record is from RefSeq and is a predicted model, not a curated record.
CCUUUUUUUAUACCCAACCCACAAACUUGCAUUGAAACAAGAAGAAAGGAGAGAUGGAGCUUCAGCAUUUUAGCCAUAAACAUCCACUGCUUUUCAAUGAAGAGCGGAGCCAUGAAAGUGAGAAGCAGGCUUAUUGCUCAGGAUGUGGGGAACUGGUGUCGGGUCCAACCUUUAGUUGUGCGGAGUGCGGGUUUUACCUUGACAAGAACUGUGCCGAGGCACCCUCCGAGGUAAAUCACUGCUUUCAUCGCGACCACAGCCUUCAACUUCUAGUAAGUCCGCCGUAUAUAGGUUGUUGGGGUUUUUGUGAUUUCUGUGGCAAAAGAUGUGACAAAUUUGUUUAUCAUUGUUCUUGUAAAUUAGACUUUCAUAUCAAAUGUGCUUUGUUUUCAAAGAACGUUGCUGAAAGAAGGUUUGGAGAGCUCGAAGAUAUUGGCUAUAAGGAUCCAUUGAUCUCCAGUGAAAAUGGUUACCAAGAACUUAAAGAAGCUGAGUGCUUUGCAUGUUGGAAGCCGUUAUUAGAUUCUGCAUACCUUUCUCUUGAUUUUGGGUUUUUCAUACACAAGAAAUGUGUUGAUCUACCUAUUGAAAUCAGUCACCUUUUCCAUUGCCAACAUCCUCUAAUUUUACAGUUCAAUAGUAAACGUCUCCCUUGCCAAAUAUGUCAAAGAACCCAACCUAGGGGAUUUGUUUAUUGUUGUUCACCUUGUCAGUUUGCCCUUCAUAUUGCAUGUGCAGAGCUACCAAUUAAAAUUAAUCACCUUUGCCACCGCAUACAUCCUCUUAUUCUACAGUUCAAUCCAAAAUCUCUCCCUUGCCAAAUAUGCCAAGAAACCCAAGGUCAAGGAUUUGUGUAUUGUUGUUCCAUAUGCAAGUUUGCCCUUCAUGUUAAAUGUGUGUCACCACCACCUAGUAUUAAAGGUGAAAUUCAUGAACACCCAUUCACCUUGUUUUGGAGACAAGUCUCAUUCAUUUGUGAUGCAUGUGGAACUAUUGGAGAUUAUGUUUCUUAUAUUUGUUCCACAUGCAGUUUUAUAGUCCAUAAAAAAUGCAUUUCAUUGCCACACAUCAUCAAAUUACCACGACAUCAUCACCCAAUUUCCCACACCUUCAUCCUUGGGAAACUUGAUAUUGAAACGUGGGAAUGCAAAAUUUGUCCUGGGGAAGUGAAUGCACAGCAUGGGGGUUACUGUUGUUUUGAUUGCAAUUAUAUUGUGCAUGCGAAUUGUGCAAAAGAAGAUUCUAGUUGGUACCAAUUCUAUGAGAUAGACGGCACAGAUGAGCAACUUAACGAGCCUUCAGUCUUCUCUGUUGUUAAAGAGUCCAAAGUUGGAGAAAAUGUGAUUCCCACAGAGAUAAAACAUUUAAGCCAUCAACACAACUUAAUUUUAGGCAAUGCUGAUAAGGAUGAUGAUAAAUUUUGUGUCGGCUGCAUGUUAUCCAUCUCUUCUUCGUUUUACUAUUGUUCACAAUGUGAUUUCUUUCUCCACAAAUCAUGUGCUGAAUCACCUAGGAAGAAGCACCUUUGGUUUCAUAUUCACCAACGCCCCUGUACCCUCCUUAUUUCAGAUCUCUUUUUCUAUUGUUCAACCUGCAGCUAUGAGUUCAAUAUUGGUUUCGCCUACGAAUGCAAUGUGUGUGAACAUUAUUUCUGCCUUCGAUGCGCUCUAACUUCUGAUACCGCCACAUGUCGAGGGCACGAACACCUUCUGACCUUUUACGGGACUAGAAGUCCACAAUUGAAAUGGUAUGCUAUUCCAAGGUUUCAUUGGAAUUAA